Molecule: messenger RNA, 1872 nt
Organism: Daldinia decipiens
Lineage: Eukaryota; Fungi; Ascomycota; Sordariomycetes; Xylariales; Hypoxylaceae
Product: MFS general substrate transporter
Exons: 3
Coding region: 131-1615 (494 amino acids)
Biological process (GO): transmembrane transport
Cellular component (GO): membrane
Molecular function (GO): transmembrane transporter activity
Source: RefSeq, a predicted model, not a curated record
GUUGUCUUCGUUGCUCUUCGUUGCUCUUUGUGACAACAUCUAAUAUUGCUGUUGUCAACUACCUAACCUACCUAGUUACCUGCCUCUCUACCUUUGCCUCUAUCUAUUUCUUAUUGAUUUAGGUAGUAAUAUGGAUACUAUAAAUGACGAUUUAGGCCCCCCAAUAUCAGAGACGCGUCGUCGCGUGUAUCCAAAGCCGUCCAUCGUGCCGCUUCUGGUUUUGUUGCUAUUGGUCAAUCUUGGAACUACUCUUUAUCAACUACCGCUAAAUCGGGUCAUCGAGAAGCGUCUCUGUCGGGAAUACUAUAUCAUUCAUGACCCCUCUAUCAUCGAUCCUGGUGGAAACAUCAGCGAGAGGUAUUGCAAGAAAGAUGCUAUCCAACAGAGCCUAGCUUGGACAACUGGGACUAUGGAGACGUUGUGGAUUGUCGGAGACUUUGUUAUGACUAUUCCUUUGGGGUUCGUAGCUGAGAAGUACGGCCGAAGGACCGUCCUCUGGCUCAACCUUAUACCGAGGCUCUUUAUGCUUGCCUGGGCCGUGGUAGUCGGCUAUUUUGAAGAGAGUCUGCCUCUGAAAGCCAUUGUUGCUGGCCCAAGUCUUUCCGUCUUCGGCGGUGACUGCGUUUUUAAUUCCAUCAUAUAUGCUCUUGCAGCUAGCUUAACAGAAGACAAUGUCGCCAGGGCAACUUAUUUCAGCUGGAUUAACGCUGUAUCAUAUGUAGUUACAUUUGUUGGCCCCGGAUUUGCUGGCGCAACUAUGACCUUGAACCUAUUCCUACCAUUUUUAAUCGGUAUCUGCCUAUUGCUAUUGGCCAUUCCCACAGUAUCACUUCUGGCAGAUCCGGCACAUAUCCCAACGGCAUCAGAAGAUGAGCAACGGCAGCCUCUCAUAUCAUCACCCAUAUUAAAGGCUCAAGAAACAGAUACAUACAUCCUAAAACCCGUUGUUGAGCGCAUUCGUACUCUCUUUUAUAUUGUUAAAAGUCACCCAAUGAACCUCAUUCUCUUGCUAGUUGGCUUUUUUCUCACUUCCCUUGCAAGCUCCGACACCAAACUUUUACCCCAAUAUAUAUCAAAGAGAUAUGAUUGGAGUUUUGCUAAAGCUGGCUACCUCUUAUCCGCGAAGGCUAUUGUAAAUUUUACGCUCCUAACCUUCGUAAUCCCGGGCAUUCUAAGGUCUAAAGCCUCUGUUAAUCAGCCCCAAUCUCAGUCUCUUUCCGAUAGACACAAUGUUCGCUAUGCUCGAAUCUGCUUAGUCGUCUCUGUCUUGGGGGCGUUGGCGAUUUCUUCUGCAGUUACAAUUUGGCUCUUAUUUCCAUCUCUUCUAUUAUACGCACUCGGAUCCGCGUUGCCCGUCUUUACGAUGGGUUUAUUGAAAUCUCGAUCGGUGUCACCAAAGGAUGAAGAUCAGCCGGCAAACCCAACCGAACCCGAAACGCACAUAUUCUCUAUCGUCAUGAUGGUGAAAACUCUUGGCUCUCUGGUAGGGGCACCUUUAAUGGCAACAUUAUGGGUUCGAGGUAUUGGGACGGGCGUUCUUGGUAUCCCAUAUUUAGUGAGCGCAGCAUUGUACCUUACCGCAAUCACUGUCUUUGCUGGCAUUAGAGUGUUAUGAAUAUUACAUACAAUACAGUGAAUAAAAAGAGCACAAUAUCUAUUAAGAAAUUAACAUAGAAACGAGAGCAACAGCUUAGGAAAGCAUACAAUACCAUGGAUUUCCUAGUUGCCACUUUAGGAUCUGACAAGCUCAACACUUUCCAACAUAACAAUAGGCCAUUCACUCUGCAACCCGUGUUUUACUAACCCUUACUUCCGCCAAGUGCUAUCUAUUAACGAUUGGGGAAGAGCUUAUAUGCCAGGUACAGUUUUAAU